Messenger RNA from Helianthus annuus (common sunflower), 850 nucleotides. Its product is annotated as probable dehydrin LEA. The coding region runs from base 83 to 775 and encodes 230 amino acids. The transcript has 2 exons. NCBI's taxonomy places the organism in Eukaryota, Viridiplantae, Streptophyta, Magnoliopsida, Asterales, Asteraceae. The record is from RefSeq and is a predicted model, not a curated record. Gene Ontology annotation, biological process: response to water.
CCCAACAUUCUUCUUCAUUAAUAAUAUUCACUCCCUAAAAACUUUACGUACAAAAACAUUUCUAUUUUCUUCAAUCCAAACAAUGACAGACAUACGUGACGAGCAGGGCCGUCCGAUUCAACUCACCGACGAGUUCGGCCACCCGGUUCAACUCACCGACGAGCAUGGUGUACCCAUCCACAUCACCGGUGUUGCCACCACCGUUGGAUCGGAUCCUCAGGACCAGAUUACUAUUGGGUCGGAGCUUCAUAAUAAGAAGACGCAUGAUCACGCGACCCAAACGACCGUGGGUGAGGAGAUGCAUGGGGGGACCCACUUUGCUCCGACUCCACUUGAUUAUGUGAAACAUGGUGCUGGUGCGGUUGCGGGUGCUGGGGCCGCGACGGUGGGUGCGGUGGCUGGAGCUGGCAAAGCGGCUACCGGUGCUGUUACUGGCAGUGCGGCACCGGGGAGUCAUACCCAGCAACAUGUUGCUGGGGAUGAGAAGAAAGAGCUACAACGGUCUACGAGUUCUAGCUCUGGUUCGUCGGAAGACGAUGGACAAGGAGGGAGGAGGAAGAAGAAAGGUUUGAUGCAGAAAAUAAAAGACAAGCUUCCGGGACACAGCGACAAAGCCGCACACAGCCCCGGCACCACCGACACCGACACUAAAGUAAGUGAGACCAAAGUUGGUACCGCUGCUGGAAGACCAGUUACGGUGGAGCACCAUGAACAAGAACACCAAAAGAAAGGUUUCUUAAACAAGAUUAAAGACAAACUUCCCGGCCAUCAUUAAUCAUCUUCCUUUUUACUGUUUUAGUAUGUGUGUUCUAUUUGUGUGUGUAGGUGGAUUCUGUUUUUUUUUUUGUUU